AUGCCUCAUCCUGGCCCCAAAUAUAACGCCGAGGACAGGAAGAGAGGCGAAAUCGCUCUCAGCGAAUUCGCCGAGUAUGCCGAUAAGCAGCAGGCAAAUCGCUCGGCGAUGCCUGCCCCUAGCGACAGCGGAUACUCCAGCGUGUCGCGCGAUGUCGAAGACCAUGCCGAAUUGGAGAUCCUCGACCAACUCGGUCUGUCGGAUACCCCGCGCCUUGUCAAAUUGAAGGAACUUCUGCUCGAAACAGGAGAGCCCAGCGAAGAUAGUUUACAGCUGCUGGCCAGCACAAUACAAACGCGUAUCGACGAGGGCCAAGGCGAAACUGUCUUCGAUCUCGGACUCGAGGAUGGCGGCGAAUCUAUGGGCUUUGACCUUCCCCAGUGGGAAAAGGCGCUUCAGCGCUUGCGCGAAGCCGCGGAGACCAUCCCCGCCCACUGCCGAAUACUACUCACGUAUAAUGUGGGUGGCCCCGAAGAGUCUCCAGUGAAGAACAAACGCAUUAGCGAUGCAUGGGGCAAGGUCUUAAUUCGUCAGCAUACUUCGAAUGUUGAGGAGGUGGGGGAGAUCCGAAUCGCCGUCGUUGGCAAUGUGGAUGCAGGCAAGAGCACCAUGCUAGGUGUACUGGUUAAAGGGGGUCUUGAUGAUGGCCGUGGCCGUGCCCGAGUCAAUCUCUUCCGUCAUAAACAUGAGAUCGAGAGCGGGCGAACUAGCUCCGUUGGCUUGGAGAUCAUGGGGUUCGACAGCCGGGGUGAUAUCAUCAGCAGCAUCCAUGGCCGCAAACUCUCUUGGGAAGAGAUUGGAAAACGUGCUGCGAAAGUCAUUUCCUUCUCAGACUUGGCUGGUCACGAGCGAUACCUGCGGACUACUGUCUUCGGCAUGCUGAGCAGCAGCCCCAACUACUGUCUACUCAUGGUGGCAGCGAACAAUGGCCUUAUUGGCAUGAGCCGUGAACAUCUUGGCAUUGCGCUGGCCCUUAAUGUCCCUGUUAUGGUGAUUGUGACCAAAAUUGAUAUCUGUCCGCCUCAAAUUCUCAAGGAGACUCUCUCUCAGCUGGAGAAGAUUCUCAAGUCGCCUGGUGCGCGGAAGAUCCCCAUUUUCGUGAAAGACAUGGAGGAGACCAUCAACACGGCCACACAAUUCGUUAGCCAGCGUAUCUGCCCGAUUUUUCAAGUCUCUAAUGUCACCGGCGAAAACCUGGAGCUGGUGCGGACCUUCCUGAAUAUUCUUCCACAUCGCGGCCACUACAAUCAGGAUGCCCCAUUUGAAUUUCUUGUCAAUGAUACGUUUUCCGUUCCCCAUGUUGGCACUGUUGUUUCUGGUGUGGUCAAGGCAGGUGUGAUCCAUGCCGGAGACGUGGUCGUGAUCGGUCCCGACUCAUUGGGGCAGUUUACCACCACUGUGAUUAAAUCCAUUGAACGUAAGCGCAUCCAGGUAAACGCUUGCUUUGCGGGCCAAUCGGGCUCGUUCGCUCUCAAGCGUGUCCGCCGCAAGGAAGUACGUAAGGGCAUGGUAGUUUUGAAAAAGAUGGACGACCCGCCAAAGGUUCACCGCGAAUUUGUCGCCGAAGUGUUGAUCCUUUCGCACGCAACCACUAUCAAACCUAAGUACCAGGCCAUGCUCCAUGUUGGGGCGGUCAGCCAGACGUGUGCAGUGAUUGACAUCGAUCGCCCCUUCAUUCGGACUGGCGAUCGCGCCCUCGUGGCGUUCCGCUUCAUUCAACGACCUGAGUUCCUGGCCCCAGGUGAUCGAGUCCUUUUCCGUGAAGGGAAAACAAAAGGGCUAGGCAUUGUGAAGAGCAUCGGAUACGACCCCACACACCCGCUAAACCCCAAUACAGCGGCAACGACGCCGGCGGCCAGCCAAGAGGGGAACAGUGGGAAACAGCCCGCGACCUAA
This is a messenger RNA of Penicillium macrosclerotiorum, 1896 nucleotides long. Its product is annotated as putative GTP binding protein (GTPBP1). Gene Ontology annotation, biological process: translational elongation. The transcript has 3 exons. The record is from RefSeq and is a predicted model, not a curated record. NCBI's taxonomy places the organism in Eukaryota, Fungi, Ascomycota, Eurotiomycetes, Eurotiales, Aspergillaceae. The coding region runs from base 1 to 1896 and encodes 631 amino acids. Gene Ontology annotation, molecular function: GTP binding; translation elongation factor activity; GTPase activity.